AUGGGGUGUAGUAUCAGUACACAUGCUGUAGAGGACGAAAACGAUCCCUUCUUACAGGGCCAGAGGGCCAAUGACCGCAUUGAGCAGUCCCUACAGCAGGAGAAGGACAAGAGUAAGAGUGAGAUUAAGUUGUUGCUACUGGGAGCUGGUGAAUCUGGGAAAUCUACUGUCUUGAAACAGCUGAAAUUGAUGCAUCAAGGUGGAUUUACACACCAGGAAAGAUUACGAUACACGCAAGUGAUAUGGGCUGAUGCGAUACAAUCGAUGAAAAUUUUGGUGAUACAAGCGAGGAAAUUGGGGAUUCAGUUGGAUUGUGAUAACCCUGUGAAGAGUCCGGAAUUGUUUGAGUGUAAGCGCGUUCUAUUGAAGGCCAAAGCGCUGGAUUUUAUCGAUGCGGGGGUAGCUGGUGGAUCGGAGUUUCUAAGUGACUACGUGUUGAAGUAUUCUGAACGAUACGAGACCAAGAGACGAAUACAGAGUACUGGCGAAGCCCAGGCAUUCGACACCGAGCAAGCUGCUCAGCUCGAAGCCCCACUGGAUUUGCGAGAAAUUUCCAACAAUUUGGAACAAGGUACCAGCGAUGACCAGAUGUUCAUUCGUGAGCAACAGCGACAAUUGCAACAGAGAGCACGUACGAACGAAGAGGUUGCAUACGCGAUUCGUGCCCUAUGGCGGAGGGACCAUGGUAUCAAGCAAUGUUACGCCCGUUCGAAUGAAUUUCAACUCGAAGGUUCUGCCGGUUACUAUUUUGACCACCUGGACAAUUUCGCAAGACCUGACUACGUUUGCACAGACGAAGAUAUCUUAAAAGGACGUAUCAAGACUACUGGAAUCACCGAAAGUGAGUUUACGAUCGGGUCUUCGAAAUUCCGGGUUUUCGACGCAGGAGGACAACGAUCUGAGCGUAAGAAAUGGAUCCACUGCUUCGAAGGGAUAACUGCAGUUCUUUUUGUGCUUGCCAUGAGUGAAUACGACCAAAUGUUGUUUGAAGAUGAACUUGUAAACCGUAUGCAUGAGUCAAUCAUGUUAUUUGACACACUGGUCAAUUCACGCUGGUUCCGUGACACACCGUUUAUCCUAUUUCUUAAUAAGAUGGACCUAUUCGAGGAUAAAGUGCGCCGGAUUCCAAUUCGCAAAUACUUCCCAGACUACCAAGGUCGUGUGGGGGAUGUCGAGGCUGGAAUAAGUUAUUUUGAAAACAUAUUUCUAAGCUUGAACCGAACCGACAAACCCAUCUACGUGCGCAGAACGUGUGCUACCGACUCACAAACGAUGAAGUUUGUACUGAGUGCAGUGACUGAUCUGAUCACUCAGCAGAAUCUCAAACGGUCUGGAAUUCUAUGA
Molecule: messenger RNA, 1344 nt
Organism: Torulaspora delbrueckii
Lineage: Eukaryota; Fungi; Ascomycota; Saccharomycetes; Saccharomycetales; Saccharomycetaceae
Gene: GPA1
Product: guanine nucleotide-binding protein subunit alpha
Exons: 1
Coding region: 1-1344 (447 amino acids)
Biological process (GO): G protein-coupled receptor signaling pathway
Cellular component (GO): heterotrimeric G-protein complex
Molecular function (GO): GTPase activity; G-protein beta/gamma-subunit complex binding; G protein-coupled receptor binding
Source: RefSeq, a predicted model, not a curated record